UGUAGUUUUGCGCCAAUCCAACGGUCGAAGUUCAGUAGCCUUGCAUUCAAGUCGUGGUCUUGGACCCGAGCACCCCGUGCCGGGGUUAGCCGCUGGGCGUCUUUUUAACCAUCGAAAUUAAUUUUCUCAAGGAAGGUCCUCCACCCCUCCCACCACUUAUUCGCACUUGUUCGCACUACUUUCUCCUUCGCGAUGCCCCGAAUCUUGAACGACGCCCUCGAAGCCAUUGGAAACACUCCUCUCAUUCGUUUGGACAGAAUAGCUCGCCACUACGAUCUCAAGUGCAAUCUACUGGGAAAGGUCGAGUACAUGUCUUCCGGUGGUUCAAUCAAAGAUCGUAUUGCCAGGUCCAUGGUAGAAGCUGCUGAAAGGGAGGGCAAGCUAAUACCAGGCAAGAGUGUUGUCAUUGAGCCAACCUCAGGAAAUACUGGCGUCGGACUUGCCAUGGCGUGUGCUAUCAAGGGGUAUUCAGUAAUUAUCACUCUUCCAAACAAAAUGUCACUCGAGAAGGAAGCAGCUUUACGUGCGCUUGGUGCCGAGGUAGUUCGAACACCAACUGAAGCCCCUUCCAAUGCGCCCGAAAGUCAUAUAGGUGUCGCACUAAGAUUGCAACGUGAGAUACCAUAUGGUAUAGUUCUCGAUCAGUACAACAACCCUAAUAAUCCAUUGGCUCAUGAAUUAACUACGGGCCCGGAAAUCAUCGAGGCUGUUACUUCAACACCGUCAACUUCCGAGCGACCUUCUUCUGGAAAAGUGGAUGUCUUGAUUUCUGCUGCUGGCACAGGAGGGACCGUUACCGGUCUUUCUCGGGUCAUCAAACGCACCCAUAACAAGUCUUGCAUAGUCGUCUGCAUUGAUCCGGAGGGUAGUGUAAUGGCCGUCCCUGAAUCUCUUAAUGUCAAGAACAAAGGAAAGUUGUUUGCCGUUGAAGGCAUUGGCUACGACUUCCUACCCGGCGUGCUAUCUCGCGACCCCACUGAUAUCGACGCCUGGAUAAAGACUGAUGAUGAGGAUGCCUUUGAUGCCGUUCAAGUCAUUAUGCAGAAGGAAGGGCUACUGGUCGGAGGUAGCAGUGGGACCGCUCUGAGUGGUGCUAUGAAGUGGUUGACGGGCACGACCGAGGGUAAGGCUAUUUCGCAGAAGCAGGAUGCAAACGUCGUCAUUGUGUUUCCAGACGGUCUCAGGAAUUACAUCGGGAAAGAUUGGUUCUUGAACACCUCUAUGAAAAAGGAACCCACAGCUCUUGCGGGAGUUAUUGCGAGGGUGUUACAGGAUGAUGGAACAGCAUCCAAAUUGUAACUAAGGUUUUUUGUUAUUCGGUUGUUCGGUUGAUACACAUAUUUGCUCUACGUAUAUAUGUUGAGGGUUAUAGGCUGUUGAAAGGAUUCUGUGAGGUUCUGCCGUCUGCUGGGACUGAACUAAAGUCUUCCAUCUUUACCAAGUUAGUAUAUCCUCGUCGUUGAGAUCCAAGUACUGCAAUGCCCAAACGCUGAAGAGUACGUCCAGUCCGACCAUCACCAUCUACCGUAAAGUCCUUUGGCAAGAUCUCCGAAGGGAUCGCCAUUCGAUAAGGAACCGCAGUGUACCGUUUUACCUGUACCUGGGUUAUUGGUAUGUCGUCCUGUUCCUUCGGAAUAUAAAUCCAGCGGUCGUGGGGUUCUA
Messenger RNA from Marasmius oreades (fairy-ring Marasmius), 1662 nucleotides. RefSeq lists its product as uncharacterized. The record is from RefSeq and is a predicted model, not a curated record. Gene Ontology annotation, cellular component: cytoplasm. Lineage: Eukaryota; Fungi; Basidiomycota; Agaricomycetes; Agaricales; Marasmiaceae. The coding region runs from base 193 to 1299 and encodes 368 amino acids. The transcript has 9 exons. Gene Ontology annotation, molecular function: cysteine synthase activity; cystathionine beta-synthase activity.